Messenger RNA from Candidula unifasciata, 2994 nucleotides. The record is from the annotation of a GenBank genome assembly. NCBI's taxonomy places the organism in Eukaryota, Metazoa, Mollusca, Gastropoda, Stylommatophora, Geomitridae.
GGAAGAUCAGUCCUGCAGCAUCUGCAGGGAGCAUCAGCAAAAGGCAAACUUGUGGCUGACAGUUUGUAUACUACAGCAACUUGGCACCAGCAGAUCUCAAAAUGGAAGCUUCACUUCUCUGCUUCACAGGAUGAGUGCCCUUCAAUUAUAUCUAUCAAGAUCUUCACCCAGUUAAUGUCCAGAUGUGUGGGACAUUUUGAUCUUCUCAUUAACUGUCCGCUCAACUUCUCAGUGACCUUUGACCUACCAGCAGUGACCAAAGACUUACCAGAUAUUUUUGUUUUACAAGUCAACGAUUCAACUACCAUACACAACAUAGUGUUAACAUUAAUUUAUCCAAGUUUGAUUAUGAAAGAAAACAGUUCACAAUCUUCUGGGGAGCUUCAGUCAAAACAAUCGUUAGCUAGCCGUACCAACAGUUUAUUCAGCAUAUGGAUACCCAUCAUUAUGAUUGUUAUUGUUACCGUUAUUCUACUUGUUAUCAACUGCAUCUCCUUAAAAUAUGUACAAAAAAAUCUAAAGAGAACAGCAUUUGCUGCAGCAAAAAAUUCAGAAGGAGGGACAUUGAAGCAACAAGAAGUUGAUGUUCCUGAAACUCAUACCUCAGGAUUGACAACAUGCCAGAAUAAAAGUUUAAUUUCCAUAUUUGUUAUACUUUACACACUUUACUCUUUUAUGUUUACGUUUAGUUUAGGAUUUGGUGUAAUUUAUAUGACUCAGUCUUCCAUUUGGUCGGACACAGCAGGCCCUAAAAAUCUAAGCAAGGAACUCUUACUCUUGGUUGACAAAUCCUUGAAUGAGAUCACACAGUUUGAGCAACAAGAAAGAACAAGACUAUAUGCUUCCUUCAAAGAGAAGACUAAAUCCUGCUUGCAGCAUUUAAAAAGUGAAAGUAGGAAACAUCUUUUGCGUUAUCAGCAUAUAACAAAACAAAACAUUGAUGUGGUUUUUACCCAAAAUGGAACACUGCACUACCUCACAAAUGAAAUUCAGAAACGUAAUUUUUCAGUUUAUUUGCGACAUAUUCUGGAGUUUGUCACAGAGUGCAACAAAACUUUGACAUCAAUUGUUGACAGGUUUCAGGCUAAUUAUUAUUUGUUUAUCCGAAAUACUGUGCACAACGAUUGGUUAAAAGUUCCUCGCCAGAUUUUUCUACAUCAGGAUGGAGAAGACCCAGAAAGGAAAUAUUUGUCUUCUACCCAGGUUAAGCAGUUUGCAACAUGGCUUGAGAUUGAUAAAGCUGAAGAAUUGUUUGUGGUGUCGGAGAACGUCUUUGGCAGGUUAGCCAGUAUUGCUGCCCCAGAAGUUUCUCUGCUUGAUAUGGACUUUCCGUCACUGCACCCACAUCUGGAGUUGGGGCUUCAAGACACCCACACUGUGAAUGACUCCUACAUGUACAUAGUUUUAGAUCCACUUUUUCACACCACUGAUGACUUUCCAAAUGAUACACUAACAAAAGACCAUCCAGCUGUGACCAGUAGGACAAGAAGAGAUUCAGAAACUUUUGAGCUGAGCAGAAGUUUGCGCCCGUCACAUGACAACACAUUGUCUUUGCAGAAUUCUGAAGAACAUAGUGAAUUUGAAAUUGAAAGCCAAAUAUCAAACCAUGAAUCUGAAAUCCAAAGCGAAGCAAGCUAUAAAACAAAACCACAUAUUCGUAAUGAUAUAGAUAAAAAGCCAGAUGACUAUCAUGAAUUUCUUGCAGAUUUAGCAGAUGUUCAGAAAGAAACAUCAAAUUCAGAAAUGAAAGUUUAUCAUCCAUCGCCAACUGAAGACAGUGCUCCAACAACAGUACCUCAUUCUUCAACAGCAGGAGAUAGUCAUUUGUACAUCCUGAUUGCUGUGUUCCUCUCAUUUGAUUUUGUUCUGCUGGUUUAUCGUGUCACCUGGCUGCGACGGCAACUGCAUGCUGUUUGCAACGGGUUCCCAGAAAGAAUCCCAAUUGAUGAAGCUUGUAAACAGCUGAUGGUAAUUCAAACCGACUGCCAGUAUUCAAAAUCUGAAGAACCUUCUAGAAACUAUCUUACUGGAACCACUAUGGCUUACCAGCCAGACAAAGAAAUGGAUGUGGCAUUUUUUAAACAUUUAGCAAUGGCAGAAUCUAAUGACAAUGCUUUUCAGAGAAUUUGGAAUGAGAAGAUGAGUAAAACUGAACAUCAGGUAGGGAAAGAAAAGAAAACAUGCUUUCUUCCACAACGAUAUGGACACAUGUGGAGAGUGUUACACCAAGUUUUACAGUCACAUCUUGUAUGGCAGGGAUCUGUUACCUUUUUUGUUAUUGUGUGUGUGUGUGUUCUCAUAUAUUGUGUCGAGUUUUGCUUGACACCUGACAACUUCAAGACUCUAGUUGGAGGGCAGUCGGCCGUGGCCGAUGUCCAGUGGCAUAUGGACACCAGCAAUCAGUAUUUGAAGAGUCUGGCCAUGCAACUAACAGCCCAGCUGCAGCGAUUCAAACAUCUGUGUGAUUAUGAAGUUGCUGUUUUGACUGAGGUUUAUUUUACAACUGUUAAUAUGCAGACAUCAGUGUUUGCAGACGUCUUGCACAAACUGUGUCAGCAAAUCAAGGACAAGAACUGUGAUAAGCUACUAGCCAGUCAUUUAACAGGGGAGAGAAUUGUUGGCUGUAACUUUUUACCUCUGUAUGCUCAGGCGUUUCCCGAUCCGAGCUUCUCCCAGAUGGAUGCCGUAGUGUUAGGAAAACUGACACCCUUGAGGAAUCUGUCUCAUCAACUGCUGCUGAUCACAACCUCUGUAAUUGUCUUGUUUAUUUGCUGCCGACUCGUCUGCCAGACCACGGCUACCACAAUCAAGCAGUACCUUCUGCAGACAGGGUGCCUGCGGCGGGUUACAGUGUACCAGUCAGAAAAAGUAUGCAUUUCUGCAACUGGUCGGAACAGCACAAUGAUGCAGAGAAGUCAGUCAUGGGUGGACAGUUGUGAAAGUGGGGUCUACCUGGGUGAAACAGAAGAUACUAACAAAGAAGAUACCAGCUAG